CUGGGGAGACCAGAUAUAGUGAAUGCGGGUUCCGGGGAGAGUGGAUAAAGUGAAUGCGGGGUCUGGGGAGACCAGAUAUAGUGAAUGUGGAGUCCGGGGAGAGCGGAUGUAGUGAAUGCAGGGUCCGGGAAGAGCGGAUAUAGUGAAUGCGGGGUCCGUGGAGAGCAGAUAUAGUGAAUGCGGGGUCCGGGGAGAGCGGAUAUAGUGAAUGCGGGGUCCAGGGGAGAGCGGAUAUAGUGAAUGCGGGGUCCAGGGAGAGCGGAUAUAGUGAAGUGAAUGCGGGGUCCGGGGAGACUGGAUAUAGUGAAUGCAGGGUCCGGGGGAGAGUGGAUAUAGUGAAUGCGGGGUCCGGGGAGAGCAGAUAUAGUGAAUGCGGGCCCGGGGAGAGUGGAUAUAGUGAAUGCGGGGUCCAGGGAGAGCAGAUAUAGUGAAUGCGGGGUCCGGGGAGAGCAGAUAUAGUGAAUGCGGGCCCGGGGGGAGCGGAUAUAGUGAAUGCGGGGUCCGGGGAGAGCGGAUAUAGUGUAUGCGGGGUCCGGGGA
Messenger RNA from Staurois parvus, 539 nucleotides. NCBI's taxonomy places the organism in Eukaryota, Metazoa, Chordata, Amphibia, Anura, Ranidae. The record is from the annotation of a GenBank genome assembly.